Molecule: messenger RNA, 333 nt
Organism: Sparassis crispa
Lineage: Eukaryota; Fungi; Basidiomycota; Agaricomycetes; Polyporales; Sparassidaceae
Exons: 3
Coding region: 1-333 (110 amino acids)
Source: RefSeq, a predicted model, not a curated record
AUGAAUGAGACCGACAAUGAGGGCGUGGCAGAGAAGGGUAUCGCAGUCCACGAGGACUGCGACGACAGCGCGUUCAGGGCCGGGGCGGCGUGGACGGACAACAUGAGCGAUGCGAAUGGUAGUGGUCUGACGCAAGAGAUUGAACGAAUCGUUGUUUCGUCGCUGUCUCUGGUGAACCCGAGGGCAAUAGCUUCGACGCCCAUUCUUCUGUCCUUUCUGAUCUGGAUCGGUGUCAAACGUGUGCAAGUUGACCAUAGUCUUCUUAUUUUGCUUCAACAGACGAAGGCUUGGCCGUCCGAUCUGCUUAUCUUAUGGGUCUCAUUUGGGAAGUAG